AUGCCAAAACGAAAACAAAAUGAGCGUGCUCAGAGGCACAGAGAUAAGUUUCGAAAGAGAAAAGAGAGACGAACUCCAGACUCGAAAGAAGCCAUUGCGGCUGAUACCUGUUCAGAAGAGUAUGAAGACAAAUCAUCUAGAGAACUAGCCAGUGCAGCACAGAAACCCACAGCCAGGAUUCAGGCUUCUCAAAAUGAGAAAAUGAAUCUACCUAAUGCCUUGGGUGUUGCAUCUCCCCAGGGAAGUCUGAGUACCAUAUACGUGUGUACGACACCGAUCUCUGAUUCUGAAUCAUUGAAUACUCCAGAAGGAGUAUCUGUCUCUGAUUCAGUCUGUACUCCUAUGAGUGUACCCUGGCAAAAUGAUGGCAAGAUGCCAUGCCUUGCAGAUCAGACGCAAACAUUUCCGUCUUUGCAAGAUGGAAUGGUUAUGAAAAUAGAUGCUCAUAUGUCUGACUUGGUUAACACAAAAGCACAGUCUAACUUGGUAUCUGAAAUAGAACGAACUAACCUGGGAAACUUCCACCAAGCAAAUGCAAGGUUUGGAUCAAAUGCUGGGCUACAGUGUGUACCUAACUGUUUAUCAGCUUUAACAUAUAACAAGUUGUUAUCAGCUACUGAAUGGACAGCCUUUGAUAUGGACAAAAUACUUAUAACUGGAAAUGAGCUUUAUGAUACCUUACAGAGAUACACAUCAAUACCUCAUCAAUAUCUCUUGAUAUCAGACCUCCCAAGAAACCUUGAUAUUCAUGCCGAACUGUUUUCAAUCUCCUUAUCUGACUCCAUCGGUUCUCUAAUACCAUUACCUCUUGAUGAACAGAUUCCAGACCUGAGACCAUUCAAUGCAAAGCCUUUGAAAGAAGCACUGUGUUGUAGCUUAUCAAACACUGAUGGAUGCUUUAUAUGCUUUAAUGGAAAUACUAUGUUAGUUGGAAAAGUCAACCAAGAAUAUUUCAUAUUUGACUCUCAUUCACGGUCACCAUGUGGCAAGUUAUCAGAAAACGGCAAAAGUCUCUGCAGAAUUGUUCAAAGUAUUCAAGACAUAUACAUGCAUGUCAAUGAACUGGCACAAUCCAUGGGAUUUACAACAACUGUUGAGUGUGAAGUAACUGGUGUCUCCAGCAAUUUUGGUUGCAUAUCCCAAAAUGAUCCUAGUCAAGGAAAUAAUAUCAAAGGUGUGUCUGAAGAUGUUGAGUGUGAAAUAACUGGUGUCUCCAGCAAUAUCUCUUGCAUUUCCCAAAAUGCUGCUAGUCCAGAAAACAAUAUCAAAAGAUUUUCUGAAGAUGUUGUAUACCUUGGUCAAGAACAGAACAUUGCAACUGAUUUUCGUAUGAUAUCUGCAAACACCAAAAAGAGGUUUUGUAAUACAUAUCAAAUACCAUUAUAUGAUGAUCGAAACUUUGUUGCUAUUGACAAAAGUCUUGUUCCAUCUCCAUUUCGGUACCAAAGAGUUUUAGGAGACGGUAAUUGCUUUUUUAGGGCCAUCUCUUGUUGCAUGUCUGGUUCAGAAGAUGCACAUGAUAUCAUGCGCACAAAAAUGUGUGAACAUGUCAGAGAAAAUCAUUUAAUAUUUGGAAAUCUUCUCAGAUCAAACAUUGAAUCCCUUCAGGGUUACAUAAACAGGAUGUGCAUUCCUGGAACUUGGGCAACAGAGUUUGAAAUUAUUGCUAUGUCUCACAUGUUACAUGUUGAAAUUUUCACAUUUAGUGAUGGCAUAUGGAAAAAGUUUUCUGGUAGACUAGUCGACAAAUAUUGGGUUCCAAUAGAAGAAGCUAUAUACCUUGAUAAUGAAAAUGAAAAUCAUUACAAUGUAGUAGUUUCAAUGACAAGUUUUAAUACAGAGAGAGAACCUAUUUACCAAAUUCAAGAUAACAUUCAAUCAAAAGUUGAACAAAACAGAAAGAGGAAACGACAAUGGAGUCAAAAGCAAUAUCACAAGAACAAGCAAUUCAGAGCAAAAUUGCUGCAGCAGAGAAAGUCAGCAUAUACCAAAUCCAGAUCAACCAAACUUCAACAACUGAAAGUGAAGUAUUCUAAAAAUAAACAGUUCAGGCAAAAAUUGCAGAAUGAGAUGAGAAACAAAUACAGACAAAAUGAGAAAAUUAAAGCACAUAUCAAAGCUUCAUGUAAAUACCGUUAUCAAACAAAUACAAAGUACAAAGGCAUGGUGCAGAAACGCAGUCAGGCUAAAUAUCAUAAUGAUGAUUUGUUCAAGAUGAAAGUAAAGGAAUACAGCAAAACAAAAUACAACAGAAACAUGUUGUUUAGAGAAAAAAUUAAAGUAGAAAACAGAUUGAAAUACAAAUCUGACAAACAGUUGAAAGUGAAAAAAAUAAAUGACAGUAAACAAAACCACACGAAAACAAAUCACAGAGGGAGAACAAAAGAGCACUUGCAGAACAUGUGCAAAGACAACACACAAUUCCAAGGAAAGAGGGAAAUAUCAAGGGAGAAAAGCAAAUUGAACAACCAUGAAGAAGCAGUGAAAGUGAAACAAACAAAGAAAAUGAAUGCACAUGAAAGAGAUCUUAUGGAAAGGGAUACAAAAGAAAAGAAAGGAACAAUUGGUGGAAUCUCACAGAACCAGUUAAGGAAAUCCACCAUAGAGACUAGCUUAGAGAAUCCAAAGACGCAAAAGGAAAGAAAAGAAAACAAAGAGAAAGCCAAUCUCAAGCAUGAAAAGCAAGAUAAACACAACUUUGUUAUGGAAAAUUUCAAAAAAAAGACAAAAGAGCAACCAUGUUAUCCAUGCUCUUGUUGCCACAGAAUUUUAUUUAAGAAUCAAGUUUUAGAGUAUCAUUUCGAAAAUUUCAAGAAGAAAUCUGAAUCAAUAUGCCAAAUUGCCAAGGUGUGUGUAACAAACAAGUACUCACAUCAGUGCUCAGAGACGUGCCCAAAAGGUUGCUUAUAUUCUUCUCAAUGGUUGUGUAAAACUUGUUAUGCAAAAUUAAUGCGUGGUCAGAUUCCGGCUGAAUCUGCCAUAAACAAUAUGGAUUUAAAAGACAUCCCAAAUGCACUGAAAGAUUUGAACUCAUUGGAGAAACACUUGAUAGCUUUGCACAUACCAUUUAUGAAGGUGGCUUGUUUGCCAAGGGGUGGACAAAAUGCUAUAUAUGGGCCUGUUAUUUGUGUUCCAACUGAUACUCAUAAAGUCAUGGCAUUGCCCAGAAAUGUAGAUGAUGAAAUGCUGAUAAGGGUUAAGCUGAAACGAAAACUGGAAUUUAAAGGACAUUAUGAGUACCAGUUUGUUCAUCCAUCUCAUGUCCAAAAGGCUUUGGAUUUUUUGAAGGAGAACAACAAGUAUUAUACAGAUAUUCAAAUUAUCAAUAAAGAAUGUAGUCAAACUGAAGAAGCUGAAAAUUCAGAAAUAGAAGCUCACUUGAAUGGAAAUGAAGAGCUUUUCGAAGAAUGUACAGACCCCGAUGAACAAACUGUGACAGGAAUACAAUAUGACACUUGCCUUCAACCUGCAGACAUUGGUCAAGAAGUUUUGGACCAUUUCUUUAACGACAUAUACAAUAUAGCACCAGCUGAAGGUAAAAACCCAGUCAAAAUGCUACAAGAGAAAGGCAAUGAAGCUAAGUGCUUUCCGCAUUUAUUUCCCUAUGGAGAAAACACAUGGACAGAGGACCGAAAUGUGAAAAUAACUCUCUCAAGGUACUUUAAUAAUCGCUUAAUGAACGCAGAUGAUCGGUUUUCUAGAGACAUUGAUUACAUUUUUUUCAGUCAAUACUUAUCAGAACUCAAACAAGUUAUUGAUAAAACACAAAUUUCCAUCAGGAAGUCAUGUGCUAAAACUCACACUGGUUCAAAAGUUACAGCAGAGAUGCUGCAAAAUCCAGAAACCCUUAAGCAUGUGAUAAAAAAUGAUGAUGCUUUCCGAUUUCUACAACCAAUUAGAGGCACACCAUCAUUCUGGCAAGGUGUUCAAAAAGACUUGUUCGCAAUGCUUCGGCAAAUUGGGAUACCAACAUGGUUUUGCUCCUUUUCAUCGGCUGAGUUUCGCUGGAAUGAAAUUUUAAAUGCUAUCAUGCAUCAACAGGCUGACUGUAGAGAAGCCUGCGACUUAAACUGGAAUGAAAAGAGUAACAUACUAAGGUCAAACCCUGUAACUGUCGCACGAAUGUUUGAACACAGAUUUCACAUUUUCCUUCAUGAGGUUAUAUUAAGUGCAGCUGAACCAAUUGGAAAAAUUAAGGAUUAUUUCUUCAGAGUCGAAUUUCAACAAAGGGGUUCUCCACAUGUCCAUUGUUUAUUCUGGGUUGAAAACUCCCCAAAAUUAAUUGAAGAUGGGAAACAGAGAGUUUGUGACUUCAUAGACAAGUACGUAACUUGUUCCAUUCCAAACACAAGUGAACAUAGUGAGCUACAUGACACUGUUGUCAAUGUGCAACAACACAGCAAAAAACACUCCAAAUCAUGUAGAAAAGGUGGCAAGGAAUGUCGAUUCAACUUCCCAAAACCCCCAUCUUGUAAAACAUUCAUAACAUCUCCAUGUGAAGAUGAAAAGCCAGAAGAAUCAUAUGAUCAAUUGGAGGAAAGAGCAAAACUUCAAAAAUCAGAAGCAAAAAAUAUCUUACUCUCAAUUUGGGACAAACUUCAAUCUGAAGAAUUUGAUUCAGACACUACAACAUCAGAAAUAUUAGCCAGUGUUAAUAUCUCUCAAGAGAUAUAUGAAAAAGCAAUGCAACUAAUGAGUUCAAAGCAAAGUGUUGUACUAAAGAGAAAUCCGAAUGAAUUAUGGAUUAAUCACUAUAACCCUUUCCUCUUGGAAUGCUGGAAUGCAAAUAUGGAUAUACAGUUUGUGCUUGAUCCUUUCAGUUGCAUUGUUUAUGUUGUGUCUUACAUAUCUAAAGCUGAAAGAGAGAUGGGAAUGCUGCUGAAACAAACAAAGAUUGAAGCAGCGGAAGGAAAUAUGGAUGCAAAGCAAACAAUGAGGAAAAUUGGAUCAGCAUAUUUGCACCAUCGUGAAGUCAGUGCACAAGAGGCUGUUUAUCGUAUUUGUAAUUUACGAAUGAGAGAAUGCUCACGAAAAGUGAUUUUCAUUCCCAUUGGGGAAAAUCCCACACGAUUAAGCAAACCCAUCUCUGUGCUAACUGCUAAUAAAAAACACCAUCUUCCAGAUGUCAUUGAUGAAAACUUAGACACAGAAGAAGAUGAAGAUGAUAUGUGGAUGAUCAGUAUUGUUGACAGAUAUCAGCAGAGACCAGAUUGUCAACCAUUUCCAUCAAUGUGUUUGGGAACAUUUUGUUCACAGUACAGGGUAUUAUCCAAAUCGCAGAUACCAAAAGAACAACAAAAUGGAGUUUAUGAACUGAAGAAUGGCAAGGGUUUCAUUAAAGUCAGAUCCAAAUCUGAUCCAGCUAUCAUUCGUUAUCCUAGAUUUAGUUCUGAAAAAAACCCAGAAAAACACUAUCAAUCCCUGUUGCAGUUAUUUCUGCCAUACAGAAAUAUGUGUCAAUUGAAGCCACCAACAUUUGACCUUUAUCAAACAUUUUAUGAAUCUGGUUAUGUGACCCUUGAUGGAACAACAACAUUAAAGCCUGUUAAACAAAUUGUUGACAUGAAUCAUGCUAAGUUUUCAUUGAAUGAAGAACAAUUGGAUCACGCUCAAGAAAUGUUUGAAACAUUAGGAGAUGUUGAGGAUGCUUGGGCAUCAUUAACACCUGAAGCUGAGUUGGAAAGAGACCUGGAUGAAAUGUUAAAAAAGCAAAGCAAAUGUCCAAUUGAACAAGAUGAAAACAUACCAGACCUAGAAAUGCCAAAACAUGCACUUGAUGUUCCAUACACAAUUACAAAUGAUAAUGCAAAGAAGGCAGAAAUUUACCCAUUGUUGAGAUCUAUGAACAAAAAACAGAGCGAAAUAUUUUAUUGGUUGAGAGAUUGGUGUUUGAAAAAAGUGUCUGGAAAAAAACCUAAACCAUUUCACAUAUUUGUCACUGGUGGAGCAGGAACAGGCAAGAGUCAUCUGAUAAAAGCUGUUCAUUACGAAGCUUCAAGAAUCUUGGAAAAGGAAAGCACAGAACCAAACAAGACAACAGUGCUGUUGACAGCCUUCACAGGAACAGCAGCUUUCAACAUUGGAGGUUCCACAAUUCAUCAUGCUUUCUGUCUGAACAAGUACAUGCCAAUCCCGUAUGAACCAUUGAAAGAGCACAGUCUAAGUCCAAUUCGUGCUGAACUGGAAAAUCUGAACAUUCUUGUAAUAGAUGAGGUGUCAAUGGUCUAUAAGAAAUUGCUCUAUUAUAUCCAUGAAAGACUAGUUCAGAUUAAACAAAACAAAGAUGAGCCUUUUGGUGGAGUUUCAAUUUUGGCGGUUGGAGAUUUCUUUCAACUACCACCAGUCAAACAAAAGCACAAUGAAAGACUGUAUAAGGAAAAUACCACAUAUCCAUUUGAUCUAUGGAACGAAAACUUUAAACUUGUAGAAUUAAAUGAAGUAAUGCGACAAAAAGAAGACUUAGUGUUUGCUCAAAGUCUCAAUUCAUUACGCACUAGAACUGCUGAUCAAAAUUUACCAAAUGAUGUUCUUCAAAUGCUGAAUCGUUGCAAUCGAGAUGGUAAUGAUUCAGCCUUGCAUGUUUUUGCAACAAAUGAUGAAGUCAAUCAGUAUAACCUGAAAAUGGUUAAACAAAUAGGAAAAGAUCUCAAAGAGGCUAUCGCAAAGGAUUUUGAAAGAGAAAGAACAAGUGGAAAAAUGGUAUUACGGGAAACACCAUUUGUGCGUCACAAAUCCGACGGAAUUCCCAGUUCAAUACUGUUAUGUGAAAAUGCGAAGGUCAUGAUAAUCCGCAAUAUCGAUGUGUCAGAUGGUCUUGUCAAUGGUGUCAUAGGAACAGUAACAAAAAUAAUUGAAGACAACCUUGAUAUGAAGUCAAUAGAAGUGUGUUUUCAAAACAAAUCAAUCGGAGUGAAAUCAGGAAUUAAAACAAAAAAUGGCAAUCUUGUCCAGAUACGUAGAUGUGAAGAAGAAAUGAGAACAUUGUCAAAUAAAAAUUUUGUGAGACACCAAUUUCCAAUUAGACUAGCUUGGGCAUGCACAGCUCAUAAAGUGCAAGGCAUGACAACUGAUGAAAUUGUUGUUGACUUGAAUAAGAUAUUCUCCGCUGGACAAGCAUAUGUUGCUUUAAGUAGAGUAACAUCAGAGCAAGGUCUUAGCAUUUCAGCAUGUACAGAAGCAACAAUCAAGAAAAAAAUAUACGCAGACAAGGAAGUGUCUGAAGCACUAAUGGAGAUGCCACUCUUCUUACAUAAUGACCAAGACUUAACAGAGUCAUCCUUAACGAUCAUUUUGCUAAACAUACAAAGUUUAUCUAAAAACUUUGCUGAAAUGACCAAUGACUCCAGAUUUAAAAAAGCAGAUAUCAUAUGUUUGACUGAGACAUGGUUGACUGAGUCAGUGCCUGUGAACAAAUAUGACUUUGAAGACUAUACUUUACACCAUGUUACAAGGAAAGAAGCAUACAAAGACACAGAUGAUUUGUUUCGAAUGUUAAAAGCCUCAAAGGGGGGUGGAGUUGCAAUAUACAAUAAGGGGUAUAGGAACAUUUCAAUUCAUAGGGUUCCAGUAGACAACAUAGAGGGAAUGUUAAUGAAAGAUGAACAAACCAAUGUUUCAAUCAUUGUGAUAUACAGGCCAAAUGUUUACCCCCUGAAUAAAUUCCAUCAAAACUUGGAUAUGCUCCUGAAAGUCUUGCUCAAAAUGACUGGACAUAAAAUAAUUAUGGGAGAUUUCAAUGAAAACCUCCUAUCCACAACCAAAUCAACACCAAAGCUCAUGGAAGAGAAUGGUUACCAUCAGUUAGUCACCUUUCCCACAACAGAAAACGGGACACUCAUAGAUCAUGUAUAUACCAACAUCCCAUUAACACAACUUCAAAUUCUUCCAUUACCAACAUACUUCAGUUAUCACGAGGCUAUAACAUUAACAUUAGCCAAAGAUGCACAGCUGAAACACUGA
Magallana angulata is the source of this 7959-nucleotide messenger RNA. RefSeq lists its product as uncharacterized. Gene Ontology annotation, biological process: DNA repair; telomere maintenance. Gene Ontology annotation, molecular function: DNA helicase activity; ATP hydrolysis activity. The record is from RefSeq and is a predicted model, not a curated record. The transcript is spliced from 2 exons. The coding region runs from base 1 to 7959 and encodes 2652 amino acids. NCBI's taxonomy places the organism in Eukaryota, Metazoa, Mollusca, Bivalvia, Ostreida, Ostreidae.